Molecule: messenger RNA, 1719 nt
Organism: Oryctolagus cuniculus (rabbit)
Lineage: Eukaryota; Metazoa; Chordata; Mammalia; Lagomorpha; Leporidae
Gene: PRR7
Product: proline rich 7, synaptic
Source: RefSeq, a predicted model, not a curated record
GGGAGCCGCUUUCGCUGCCGCCGCCUGCUCCCCGGGGCUACCGCCGCCGCCGCCGCCGCCGCCGCCGUCUCCCUCAGAUCGAGGGCUCUGUCCGCUGAGCUGCUCGCUUCGAGCCAGGAGGAGACGAGCUCGAGAAGGAUGCCCGGGCCCGUCCCGCGCGCCCGCGGGUGAGGCACGCCCGCGCGCCCGCCGGCGCCAUGGGAAGGAGCGGGCGCCGCAGCUGCCCCCCGCCGGCGCGCGCACGACUUGAGCCCCGCCGUGGGCAGCCCCCGGCCGCGGGUUCCCGAGUGACACUGGCGGCACCUGGGCGCGGGGCGCGGGCUCGGGGCCACGCAGAGGAGCCCAGUGUCCAGUGAAGCCGCCGAGAACCGCCGCCCGCGCCGCCGCCAUGGUGAUGUCCCAGGGCACCUACACGUUCCUCACGUGCUUCGCCGGCUUCUGGCUGAUCUGGGGUCUCAUCGUCUUGCUCUGCUGCUUCUGCAGCUUCCUGCGCCGCCGCCUCAAACGGCGCCAGGAGGAGCGACUGCGGGAGCAGAACCUCCGAGCCCUGGAGCUGGAGCCCCUGGAGCUCGAGGGCAGCCUGGCCGGGAGUCCCCCGGGCCUGGCGCCGCCGCCGCCCCCGCACCGCGGCCGCCUGGAGGCGCCGGCGCACGCCCACCAGCACGUGCACGUGCACCCGCUGCUGCACCACGGCCCCGCGCAGCCGCACGCGCACCCGCACCCGCACCCGCACCACCACGCUCUUCCUCACCCGCCGCCACCGCACCUCGCGGUGCCGCCGCGGCCCUGGAGCUACCCGCGCCAAGCGGAAUCGGACAUGUCCAAGCCGCCGUGUUACGAAGAGGCGGUGCUGAUGGCGGAGCCGCCGCCGCCCUACAGCGAGGUGCUCACGGACACGCGCGGCCUCUACCGCAAGAUCGUCACGCCCUUCCUGAGCCGCCGCGACAGCGCGGAGAAGCAGGAGCAGCCGCCGCCCAGCUAUAAGCCGCUCUUCCUGGACCGGGGCUACACGUCGGCGCUGCACCUGCCCAGCGCCCCGCGGCCCGCGCCGCCCUGCCCUGCCCUCUGCCUGCAGGCCGACCGUGGCCGCCGGGUUUUCCCCAGCUGGACCGACUCGGAGCUCAGCAGCCGCGAGCCCAUGGAGCACGGAGCCUGGCGCCUGCCGGUCUCCAUCCCCUUGUUCGGGAGGACUACAGCCGUAUAGAGCGGCGCCCACCCCCGGCGGACUCCUGGCCUCACGGCGGGGCUUUUUAACCGCUUCCCUUGGACUGCGGGGACGGGUUGGGGGGGGGGGAGGGAUUUCUUACCCCGUUUGUUACAUUUUGAGGAUAAUAAAGCUGUGUGAUCUGGUUUGGUACAAGCGGAGGGGGCACCCGCUGCUUAAGCCCAAGGUUCUGAAGACCGGGCACGCUGGGGCCCCAGCAGGAUGGACCCCUGUCUUCGUUUCCGCUACAAGCUAGCCUGGGAGUGCAGAACCCUGGUCCCGCCCUUGCGGUCACGUUAAGGUGCCCCCUGGCUGCAGUGAGGCGCCCUGCGCUCCGCCGCCUUGGAGUGGGGAGGACUGCGGAGGGGGCGCUGUCAGGGCCGCCAGCCCACGCCAGAGCAGCAGACCCGAAGGGAUCUGGAUUUCUUUAUUAACAGACAUGAGCACGACCCGUUACAGAAGUUUGUGCUUUAAAAAAAAAAAAAAUGUACUGAAUGUGAAAAAGGAAAAAGGAG